Messenger RNA from Xyrichtys novacula (pearly razorfish), 18810 nucleotides. The record is from the annotation of a GenBank genome assembly. Lineage: Eukaryota; Metazoa; Chordata; Actinopteri; Labriformes; Labridae.
AAGUCUGCUGCUGAUUUGGCGUACAGCUCUGACUUGCCGCCCAGCUCCAUGUGCUCAGUCGCCGGUUGCCAAACGAUGAGAGGUUAAUUUGGGAGGAAAACAGAAAACCAAAGACAGAAGAGUGAGUAACUCGAUCAUUUUUGCAUUUUAAAUUAAGAUAUUGGUGAUGAGUUCAAGGAUUUUCCUCGAGGUGGUUAGUGUAAGCGCUUUUGGGAAUGCAAAGGGAGGACAGCAUCCUUAUCCGUUGUUCUGGGUACCGGUCUCACGCGUGGGCAAAGUUGCUCCCCACGUCUGUCUUUGAGGACUGGACCACCGCUGUUGCGCGCUCGUGUGUAUGUGACGGGAUGUGGCUGGUUCCGACAGCUUCAGUGAUAUAUGUCUCACAAGUAUCUCAGUCCGUCUGGCGAGCCCUGCGCGUCCAAACGAGGUGGAGAAAAAAAGAGGAGGGGGGGACAGCUGAGGCAGACAAUGCGGUUUGGAGAUGCGUUUACUCCUCAUCUCCACUGACACUCGCAACCAGAGAAGAUGAUGUGCCGAGAACACCAGAGAAGAAUUACGCAUAUUAGGUGUAUUUUCUCUGUGGGUUUAUAAUUAUACUAGAGAGGAAUUUCGGUAUAUAGGGUUUGAACUGAAAACAAAAACAGAGAUGAAAUUUCCAAUAGAAAACCCGAGGAAACAAGUUAACUGGGACCCCGAACAAGGUUAGUGAUUCUUUCGUAUGGUUUGAUAACUUAAUAGUGUGUUUUUUUCUAUCAUUUAGUAAUGGCUACAACAAUUCCAAUGAUACCUCUUGGUGAUUCCUGAGACAAUAAAUCACACCAGACUAGUCUGUAUUAUGCAAUAUCUUUAAUAUUACACUCUGCCGCAUCUUUUUAUAAUUUUAUUUAUGUCUAUCAGUUUAUUUUCUCUUAUACAUACAAUUGUUAUUUCAAUAAGAGACCCGUUAUCGUAAGACAAAGCAGCUGGGAGGGUUUCCACAUCCUCCAUUCAUCCUCCGUGUGCUCAGCUGUGGGGGAGCGCGGCUGGAAGCAGACCUUACACUUCAAGUUAGAGGAAAUAACAGCUUCUUAAAACCGGAAAAGCUGUCAAAAUAAAUGUAUACUUUAUGUGUAUCGGGUAAUGUAGAUCAGUAAUGGGAAAUUUCGUUUUCUGUAAUCAGCUUAUGCUGACUUUGAUCUGUUUUGAUUUUGAGAACUGUGCGUAAAAUCUUGACGCGGACUUCUUCUAUUUCCCCUCUGUCGUUAAAAGUCUUAUUUUGAUACACUCAACCGGAAGUUACUUUAGUUUGACUCUUACUCGCCUUUUGCUUUUUAAAUUAUUGACUCAGUAGAGUUUCUCUGAGGCCACCCGUUAGUGAUGGGCACGGCAGUUCUUCUAGAUGUAUUCGGCUCAGUGAGUGAUUACUGAACGUUUAGAAGAAUUCAAACUGAGCAUGCACCGUUCCCUCACAAACCGCUAUAAUGAUAGGAUGCUGCAGGUGGCAAUUUAGCAGUAAAAAAAACAAGGUAGUUUUGUCCGACAAAAAUUAUUUCAGAGUAGUUCAAUGCGUAAUUCGUUGACCAAGUGAUUCAGUUUGCCAGCUGCUGGCCUGGCUAUGCUUUUUCUCACUUAAGCUUGACUGAAGUGAGAAACAAACAAAUCACUUGGGGAAGUGAUUUGAUUCAGUUCGUUCACUUCAAAGACUCAGUUCUUUUGUACGAAUCUCUCGUGAACGACACAACACUACACUGAGGCCACUUGGGCUAAUAACCAACAUCAGCCAACCCCAACAUUUUUUACUUAUGUUUACCUUUACUAGUUUUCUGGCUAAAUCACACUUUCCCCACAGUUUUUUAACUGUCCUGCAUUAUUGACCGUACGUAUGGACAUUACGGAAGUGCUUAAGUGGCUUAGUUGAGGUACAUCUCUGGACCUACAUAAGUUGGACAAGUCCAGACAUGCCGGAGACAAGAGUGAAGGCUAUCAGAGAGAGAGAGAGAGAGAGAGAGAGAGAGAGAAAGGCACUGCUUUCCAUUUAGACCUUAUUUAAUUUGCAAAAUCAAUAUGAAACACAUUUACUGAUAGGCUAUGAGAAAAAAAAGGUUUUGCCCUACUACACAAGAAACUUGAAACACAAACCAUUCAGUGUAGAUUUUGGACUUUCAAACAUUGACUACUUUAACUGCGAUUUGAUAGAUUCCUGCAUGUUUUUUUUUAUUAACCCUUUGUUGGCUUUUUUAUCAUAUUUGAUACAUACUUUUAUAUACUUCUAUCAAAUCAAUAUGAUCAACAAACUACUAAAAACACCUGAAUACAGUCGUUGUAGUUUAUCAGUUUCCAAAAACAUCUAAUGUAUUGUUAAAUUUUAAGGACAUUUUGAUUUUUUUGGUUUUCAGUAGUAAGUGAAAUAAACAUUUCAGCUCCAAAAAAAUUGAAUGUUCUGGCCAUAAUUUGUGGUGUCAGGCAUUAAAGGGCUGUCAUUAGUGGCUUGCUGCCUGGCUGGAUAGAGCUCAUUUAUUCAAUCUCACUGACUAACACGGUGAGCUACAAAGCAAUUAAUAUAUUCGAAGAAGCCGAGUCAGGGACUUGGCUCAAUUUGCUAUACAUUUUCCCGGCGAUGUUCUCUCGCAGUGCAGCCAUCAAAAUGAUAUCACCACAUAUCCAUGUGAGGUCACUGUAUUUCUGCCACUUCACUCCUCGGUCUUAAUUUUCUAAUUCAUCUCUGGUUCUAAAAAUAGCCGGGUAGUCGCCGUCCUCAAAGUCUCGUGCUGUAAAUUGAAAGUGGCAGUUUUGCACCUUUCCAAGCUUGUGACACCACUUUGCUGUUAUUGAUUCACUCAUGAUAUGAGGAUUAACUAACAAGAUUCAUAGCUGCUGGAACAGAGACAGAGACGCUUCCUGGAUGCCCUUGACUCAUCGGGGUGGUGUGUGUGUGUGUGUGUGUGUGUGUGUGUGUGUGUGCAUAAAAUUUACUUAGCAUGCCAUAUAAGUGAUGCUAUCCCAUUACACAAAAGAGCGCCCCCCCUCAAACAAUCCAUUCUGUAUUCCUACCUCCAAGAAUUGCAUCAUUGCAGACAACAGGCUCCACCCAUCACUCCAAGGCACACCAAGCUUUCGAGGUGGGGGCGUCGGAGGUGAAGGCCGGAGCUCUGAAUAGCUUAUUCAAUGCUUUAUGCACGUUCAAAGAGAACUAAAUUUGGCUGCCUCUGUGAUGCUGCUUGACACUUUGUUGACCCACACCAGCAUACAUGCAUUUGUUAUAAAAACCUAUCCCCAAGCCAAUGACUGAAAGUGGCACUUAUCCUUCUCUUAUGGUCUAUUAGAAAAUUGAAUCCUGCUUCUCUGAAAGGGUAACUCAGUUUUCACCUCAAUCGAACAGCAUUGUAAGGGUUAGUACUGAGUAAGCUUUGAAUAUCUGUGUUUGUACAUGUCCGUGGUACUUGUGGAAAACGUAUUUUGUUUUUGCAUCUAGGUUGUCAUGGCCUUUUUCAUUCAUUAUUCUAAUUCAAUUGUCAUGAUCUCCGCAUUAGAGGUAGAGGUAGGCGCUGUGGACUUUUCAAGCUCCAUUUCACGGCACUAAUGGCUUUAAUGCGUGGAAUCCGAAACACAUUUUCAGUAUAGCGGUAUGUUGAGAUGAUAGAGUAUCUGUGCAGCCCUGCUUCUGACUAAGCUGUUGGCUGGAUAACAGGCAUCUUUGCUGACAGCUUUGAGUACAGGAUUUGUGAAGAGCUCUUUAUUAUCUGGGAGUCAUGAGAGGAAAUCACUUUCCAAUGCUUCAAGCAGCAGGCUAUAGGUUUUCAAAGGCUGUGAUAAGCUUGUGUGUACAUCCAUCGUUGUACAUCCAUAUGAUUUCUUCGACAAGAUCUCACAACAAUAUACAGUUGCCGUUUUUAUUGAUUUUUCCUCAUUCAAUUUUUGUAAGCUUUUUCCGGACAGAGGGGAAGAAUAGAUAGACAAUAUCAGAUCUGGAAGCAGAUUUCAGAUUUUCUGUCAUUGUAUUUUACAAUCAAGCUACUAGGAUAUGGAAAAAAAACUAGAGUUAAACUCCUUCAAUAAAUUCAUUUUAUCGUCAUAAUUACAAUACAGAUGUUAACAUGGAUCAAGACAAAGAGCAAGUAUAGGGGUCUGUAAGCACUCGAAUGCUGGAAAUUGACUGUAGAAUUACAACCCUAGUGCUAAGAAAAACAUUACAAUGCAGGUACAACAAUUUCAAUAAUUUAGAAAAUCAUCUGAACCCCAUAAUUAGACCUAACGCUGAAACUGAAAAUAUGAAAAAUGUAUUUUCAUCUUCAAUAUGAUUGAAGGCCUCAUAAGGUAGAACUGCAUUACAAACAGACAUUGCUCUGGAGUGGAAAUCUCUGCAUGACCUCCAAAUCACCUCCAAAAAUAAUUAGUGAAAACAAUUUAUUGCUGCAUCCACAGAUGCAGGUUAAAUCUGACUCAUGUAAAGAGGAAAGUAUUAACAUGAUCCAAUUUCUCUUGGCUUGAUCCCAGGUAAGAUGCUGCAGUGGUAGUUUUCACAUCUGGGAAUGCACCAUAAAGUCGGGUUUAGGAAUCUUCCACAUUUCAGCAAGUCAAUUGCAAACCAUGUCUUACAUGCAUUACAAAAGCAUAGUUCUGGAGUGUAAGAGUCAAGGCUCUAAACUGGUAUACUGGUAUACUGACAAAGAAAGACCCAGGGGCCCACAACAUAACUAUUUUAAUCAAUAUUUUCAUGGAUAAUGAAACCUAACAAGUUAACCUAGAGAUGAGAACCAAACUGGAUGAUAGAGAAUUGUCUUUAGUGUAAUUUACAGUUGAUUUAAGACAUGGGUCAAAACCGACCCUUAACAUGGAGGGUGUGUAGUAAAAGCUAACACAGGAGGAAGGUUAAGUAGCUGAAACAAAACAACAACACUUUACAUGACAACUCUAGGAAAAGGUCUUCUUGGUUCUAAAACAUGUACAGAGUAUUGUCAAAAGAAAAGAUGACAACACAGCAGUAAGCACACAAACAAAUCUGUUUUCUCUGUUCGUUCAUCUAUCACCAGUCACAUUAAGAAGUACCGUAUGAGCCUUUGUGCCCCUAUAAAGCUAAAUAAAAUAUAAAUCAUUCUUCUCCUGUCUCUCAUUCUUUCUUAGUGGCAGUCCAGACCAACUUGGUCCCUCCCAAAAAGGCCCAGCCUGGCAUGGUGAAGUCCAGUCUGGUCCAGGCCAGUGUGGCCACCAUGCAGAACCCGAUGGGCGUCGACCCAAAAGCCAACGGUCACUGUCCACUGCCACGCUUGUCCAUCUCCUCCCGCUCUGCCAGUGUGGUUGCCAGCAUGGACGCCAGCUGUGACGGGAUGGCAGCUCUCCACUCAGUGAUGAAGUGGAAGACAGUGCUGGCUGUGUUCAUCGUGGUGGUUCUCUACUUGGUCUGUGGAGGUCUGGUGUUUCAGGCACUGGAGCAGCCAUUCGAGAGUGACCAGAAGAACAGUAUAACCUUGGAAAAGGCCUUGUUCCUGGAGAGACAUCCCUGCGUGACUCCUGAUGAGCUGGAGGCUCUCAUCAAGGUGAGUGAGGAACAUUUUACCUUUAAGAAUUUUAAACCAAUCAUGGCUGGGUGUUCAAAUGAAAAAUAUAGACAUGUAUUCUGUGCAAAGCUGCUCAGACCCCUCUGAAAUAGUUAAUAACAUACCUAAUGAUGCCUGUAAUCAGUUAUCAGGAUAAGAAACUGAAUGCAAAGGAUGUUGAAUAAAACUUGGUGUCAUUCAAAUUGAUUGGUGGAUAAAAGGAUAAAAGUCAGCAGACUGACCUUUAUUGCGGCAGUUUUAUAGAUGGUAAUUGCUAUCAGGGAUAAUUAGGGGGUUCUUAGGGUUAUUAAUUCUGGUUUUAUUGGGUGGUCACAUGGUUUCGGAAAGCUCAGUUGCUCCCUUCUUCCGCGUCUGGCUUGACCUUCAGCAAAAGAGGUCUUUCAUUCACGUGUCCAUCAUGAAGAAAACGUGUAUAACCCUCUUCAGAGUAAUAGUUGCAUCCCAUUAGAAAGUGUUAUGUAACAGCGUGUGACAUGUGUAUUUUUUAAUUAAUGUAUUAAUUAAACAAAAAAGACUUCAAAGCCCUAUCCACACGUGCACUGCUCCCCUUAUCCUUACCCAGCAUUGUUCCAGUGAGCUGAUAUGUAAAUGCAAAAGUUAAAAUCAACCUUUGCAGUGUGCAGAGUGAUGAUGUUGUUUACGCUGAGCUUUGUUUCCCUGUUUUGUGCUUGCCUCAGUCUGCGGGAUAUUGUUUGGUUUGUGUUAUGGAAAUAUCCUCAUACGUGCUGUAGUGAUAUCAACACACAACAGCCACCAUUGUAGAAAACUCUGUCUUAUUACAAGUUUUAAGAGUGCAAAACAGAGAUAAGUAAGGGGUGUAUGUACGAAAAGGAUUUUUGAAAAUAUUAGGGCCUAAUGUUUGUGAAAUCAUGUCAAAAACAUGAAGUAUCCAUCUAUGUGAGGGGCUUUGUAAAUUAGAAGAUCGCAGUUAGGGUUUAAAAGCUUCCAUCAGGAGUUUUUUUCAAGUUAUUCAUAAAAUAGACUGAAAUUUAUGUCUGUUGUACUUCAAUUUUGAAGCGAGGGGGUAGGUGUCUGACAAGCCCUGUUUGAACUAUUUCUGGUUAAAAUAUUCCCACUAGAUGACUGUCAAAUGUCAACAGGAUCAGAUUUUCAGUCAGAAGACGAUAUAAACAUGUGAAGAAUAGAUUACCGUACUUUGUCCACAGAGGAUGCUUUAAUCGAAUAAAUAAAAGCUGCUUUGAGUUUUUGUGAGCAACUUUUGAUUCAUGUUAAUGUAAUCAUUUCACUUUCACUGUUUUUGUUUUUUUGGGGAUAGGAAAGCAGCUGUUUCCCAUCAUUUGACCAUCAGUUACUCUCAAAAUGUAAUUCAAAGUGGAGCCUAUAAGACUUAUAAUCGAUGCUGUUAAGAUUUUAAAACCUAUGCUAGUGCUCUUUCUUCCUGAGCAGAGAAAACAGCAUGCAGUUGAAAGCUUUUUCUGUAAUCAGAGCUGUUAGCUUUCAUUGCUCUACUCCUGUGAAUGUUUUUUUUUAGGUUGCCAUCUUCAGCUCCAGUUCAGUCCGUGCCACUCUACAACUGUAAAACACUCCAGCUCUGGGUUUGUACUCUAGAUUGCUAUUAUUAUACUUCUGAAGUGCGCCCAGCACCUCGAUAUGUGCAAGUGGGAGUGCUAGAUUUCUGCGUUCACAAAAUCAAAGGCAACUAGUUGAAAUUCAAUACACUUGGACUCAUUUUCCAAACACAUGGCUUUUUUGCAUUUCAUUACACUGAAUAGAAUAUCAGUAUAGAGACUAAAGAUGGACCUGCUCCUCACUUCCUCCCGGUUGAUGAUAUUGAUAAUGGUUAAAUGCCACGAGCAGACUAUGAGGCAGGUGCAUCUUGAGCAGGAAGCACAUUAAUACCUUCAGGGUCACCGCUGAGAUAACCCAUAAUUCACUGACUCCUGGCAUCUGUUGCCGCACACGUUGAACAGAGCACACUUGCACAUGCGGGUUCGUGUUACAUAAUAACACGUAAUUCUGGAGAAAAAGGUGAACCACUGUUUUCCUUAUUCAUCCUUGUGAAAAAUAAGGUCAGUCAUUGUGACGCUGCAUCUACUGUUUCCUGGAAAGCAUAACAGUUCACUCUAUAUUGAUUCUGUUGUGUCCUCUUUCUGGAGUUAAACAAAUUACUGUUUGUAAAUGGCGUUAGACAUAAACAAGACCUACAUUCUUUGUUACAUAAGCAUUUGGGCUUGUUCUGAGGGAUGGAUUUCUUAACUAAGUUGCAUCUGUGUGUCUUGUACCCUCAAUCAUAAAUGCAUUAGUACAGUAUGAAACUCUAGAGUGAGGUUUUACAACACCCACAUGUUUUAAAAAAGGAAAGUAGCUCACGGCCACAUCAACAAUAAUUUUUUUUUUUUUACUCCAAGGAAGGUUUUGAUUCAGUUUUUUUUAAAUGCUUCAUACUGAAUAUAUUGAGAAUCACAGGUUGAGAUUUAAGCUCACUCCAUCAAGAUGACACAUACAGCUGGGGGCAUGCUGGGAAAAUGAUUUGAGACAUGUCAUCGUGGUGUUGGAUAACUGGAAAGUUUGAUUUGUGAGGGAGUUUGGUGAUAGAAAAAAUGUAGGACUAAAAUCUGUCAAAACGUCUAUUGCAGAAGAAGUUACACAAUUCGUGAUAUAAUGGGAAAAGUUAUUGGUGCAUCUGUAUGAGAUGGCAAAGACAUAUUUGAGACGACCUAGGAUUAAGAGUUAGCUGGUCUGUUAAAGUCUCAAGUACCUGUAAAGAUGUAUUGAUGUAAGGGCAUAAAUGUGAACCUUUCGCAAUGUUUCCCAUGUUUUUCUCAGGUAGUCUGAGAUAACUGAGGUUUACAAGGUGUAUGUUACAACGACUGUUUCUCCUCUAAGUCUCUCAAGCUUGAAAUAACCCUAUCCUCGUGGCAUUUGGUGUGCUCCACUUUCUGCCUGAAUGCCUCCAUUUGACGUUAUUUUCUUUAACACAGCUCUGGUGGAUAUUGGAUUGCCUGUUUGCCUCUCCUUCCUUCUCCACACCCACCUCUGUUCUGUUGCUUCUCAGAGAAACAUCCUUUCUCUUUCUUCCUUUGUGGCGCUCAACCUUUGAACCGCUGAAGAACUAUCAUGAGUUUGUAAGAAAAAAAAAAAAAAAAUCAAUGACAGUUCUUUUUUUUCCUAAGAGGAGUAGUGGAAAUAAAAACCUUUAGCAUGGUGUGCUCGUUGUCUGGAGGAAUCAAUUAUUCAUCGCACAGGCUGGCAGUCACAGACCUCCUGCUGUAGCACUUGUAGCAGCAGCUAAAUUACAGACAAGACGAUCUCCUGGACAGGAAGUCUCACCAGGAUGGGAGGUGUAAGAAUUAAUUACCCAUAUGUAGAUUCCUGAGACUAAAUCAUUACUUUGAAGUAUUUCUUAAACUACAUUACAUUUAAUAAAGCAAUGCGUUAAAAAAGUUAUAAUAUUUCAAAAGGAGUAUUUUCGAUACUCCUUAACAAAAUACGGUGUUUAAAAACUUCAUAAGUACUAAUGGCCAGCAGGGGGCAACACCAACAGGUAAAAAAAGUAAAUUUGUAAAAGUGAAAAAUGAAAAAAUAUUUAAUAAUUUACCCCUAACUUGAUUUUUCAUCUUAAUAAUAGACACCAGAUAAAUUCUAGAGUCUCAGCCGGUAGCUUGAAGUCGGCAGAGUCCAGUGCAAAAAUACUGUGUCGUGUGUGAAACCCACACUUUUUUUUUUCUCUGGUGUCUUAAGAAAAAGCCUCCAGGACACGCGUCUCUAUAAAAAGGUCUCUCUGGUCUUUUUACAGAUUUUGUUAUCAGUCUGUUCAAGCUGUGUCAAGUCGUCAUUUAGACAAAGAUCCUCUGUGGCGACACAGCAGCGGUGACUCACUCUUGUCAAACUGUCUGGUAGAGAAGUUGACAGAAAAAUGACAGCCAUGGAGAGCGUGUGUGUGCAUAUAUGUACAUCUGUGUGUGUGUGUGUGUGUGUGCAUGUGAGAUGGAAGAAGAUGUCUAAUGGAAUAAUCACUAAUAAGUUUGCUUAACUGCAAUGUGUUGAUUCAGUGUGUGUCUGUGUGUCUGUGUAUCUUUGUUGACCUCCUCGUGUCAGCUUCAGUGUUUGUGCCGUCCACCUACCCACUGGGCGCCCACAGAGAAAGCAGACCUAAUUAGUUUUUUCCUGCACCAUCGGGGUGACUCACUCCAUGGGGCUGUGUGAAGACGCGGUGGUAUUGACACCGGUCUAGCUUGGCUUAUUGAUGAGUCAUUUAACGGCAAAUCGGCUUCCAUAAACACUGAGCUGCCUGCUGUCAAAGUACGUCAGGACACUCGACAGACGCAUGAAAAACGCAAUAUUUAUGAAUAUUUACAAAACAAAGCAGUUUCCAAUUGAUUUCUUUCAAAUGGUUUGUGGAAACUGAUACAGAGUUUGGCUUCUUUAUCAAAAUGUCAAGGUGACAUAUGAAGAAUUAAUCCCUCCAGGUCAUUUUACAGUGUGCAAACUGAUGAAAACAAGAUGAAUAUUGACAGCAAUGUAAAUCAGAGGCUCAAAAACAAGCAAAUAAAUGUGAUUAAGUGUACAUGGAUUUCUAAAUUAUGAGGUUAAAGCACUAUAUAUGCAAUAACAUAACACGGUGGGAUUUUAUUUUACCUGAAUAGGUAAAUUACAGAGCUUAAAAAAAUAAAGGGAACACAUAACCAUCACUGUGUAACUCCAAGUCAACACCAUGAUUGUUGCUUCUUAACUCAUUGACUGACUCAUUGUUGUACAAAUGAGUGAGACAACAGGUGGAUUAGAGAGGACAUUAGCAAGACAACCCCUAUUAAGGAGUGGUUUUACAGGUGGUGGCCACAGUCCAUUUCCCUCUCCCCAUCCUUUCUGGCUUGUGCAGCUCCUCAAGCAUGGCACAUUCAUAUGCACCGUGGCCAGAAGGUUUGCUGUGUCUCCAAACGCAGAGUCAAGAGCGUAGAGGAGAUACCAGGACACGGGCCAGGAGAGGUGAAGAAGGUCGUAGGAGGGCAGCAGCAGGAUUGCUAUCUGCUCUUUUGUGCAAGGAGGAACAGGAGCCCGACAAAUUGCCCUCUAGCAGAUCGCCGGUUUGCAUGUUUCUGACCAAAGUAUCAGAGACAGACUCCAUGAGGGUGAUAUGAGGGCCCCACCUCCACAAGUGGGGCCUGUGCUCACAGCCUGACACGUGCAGCCCGACAAGCAUUUGCCAUAGAAUACCAAUGGCAUAAUCGUUUGUGUACCAAAGAAAUGGCAGCCAUAGAUUGUAAUGUUGAAUAUUAUGACUUCAUUAAGACUCAUUCUGCUUCAUUAUAAACACACUAAUUAAACUUAGCCUGAUAAUUUUUCACUCAUAGUUGUUACAGGUAAUGAAGUUUUUGGUCUGUAUUGAAUCUUCCAUUAUUUCAGAACCAAACAAAGCCAGUGUAAACAAACACUUCUGUCAAAGGUCAAGCCAGCUGUAUCUGUGAUGGACCUGUUUUCCCACUGGCAUUCAUUUGUGCAGCUUGGGUGCGUCAGUCUGGUCGGAGUGAAGUUAUAAGUAUUAGUAAUGGCCGGGGCGAUACAGUGGAGGAGACUGUUGGCACCAGCUCCCAGUGAGGGGGUUGAAAGACACUGAGAAGAUAAAAUUCUGCGGCUACUUUACUUUCUCGCUCAUGAAGCUACAGCUGAGAAGAAGCACAAAUGUUAAGAAAAGUACAUUUGCGUGUUGAAGCUUUUGUGAUCUCAAUAUGAGGGUGAAACAAAACCAGUGUUUGUUGUCCUAAUUAUUACACUGCAGCAAAAAUCCAAGUCACUGUCCUCGUGCCUCCAAAGUGCAUGGGCAGAGGGAGGAUUUUCCAAAUCUAUAAUGCAGCAAGAACUUGGCUGUGAAGAAGGCAAGACAAAAAUAGAAUUCCUAAUCAAGUAUUCAGAUUCACUGUGAGGCUAUUUAUAGUCCUCCCUUGACUCCAGAAUUAGCUUAUUUAGGGUUUAUUGUUUUAUUAAUGCUUUGAUUUUUGGGCCAAUAAAGUUGCUAGGUCCAUUGAAAAAGCCUUUGAAAUAAAUUUGCGGUAAAUAGUUAAUUUCAACCCGAAGCAGUCUCAUUAGAGGGGCUGCUCUAAUGGAGCUGAAGUAAUCACAUGCAGGAUUAUGAGUAGGCAUGUGCAGCGAUGUGAAAGUGGUCCUCCACUCUGUCUGCUUUGAAAUAUAUGUCACGAGAGUUGAUUCAUAUUUUAUAAUAUGGACGUUGUAUCUCACUGACAGCUUGCAUGAAUAGACUGGGGGUUGCUUUGAAUGGAGAGGCUGUGUAUUUUGACACGCCAGGAAUGUUGGUAAAUGGGCUGAGGCUAUUUCUGACCCAAAGGCGGCCCUAAAAUUGACUCAAGAUGCCCGCAGAACCCAUCUUUAUUCGAAACCAGGGGCUAAAGCUUUCCUGCCAAUGUAACAGGGAGUUUGGAGACAACACAAAUAGAUUAGAUUCUCAUGGCUUCUUAAUGGAGCACAGGCGGAGAUCAAUAAGAAUAAUGAUGCAGCAGAUGCAGGGCGUUGUGAUUUCUUAAUGAUUCCCUGAACACUAAAAGAGCUGAGGGACUACAGAAGAAGGCUGACACUGAAGAAAAGAAGGAUGAGAGGUUUAUCUGCUGUAGAUUUAGACAACGUGAAAAGCAGAAGUAUGUAAAAUUACGAACAAGAACAGUGAAUAAUUUGAGCAAAUCUGCUGUUACAUGCAAUGUAUGAGCGCUUUCAUUUAUCCUGUAUAUGGGGCAUAGCGGGAUAAAGAGAAUUUUUAAGCUAACUAACUACAGAGGAUGGUGCGCAGCAGUUGCCAGUAUUGGGGUCUCCCUUGAGAGUGUGCAGGGGGAAAUGUGAAGUUUUUUAGUCUGAUUGAAGCUCCUGUCAGGAUUUUUAACAGACUAAAAUUCAUACUAAGGCUUUUAUGUGACUAAAGCUAUCAGAAACAAGAUGGGUGGUGUUAUGUUAUAAUUUUUGAUGCUUUUAAUCAUUGCGUCUAAACAGGUGUCGGCCAAAGUAUGAAAAUGAAUGUCUUUAGUGGUUAUGAAACUGAUUUGAAUUGAUAUAAAUGCCCACGUGUGACCUGUAAAAGCAAACAAUAGGACCAUGAUAGCCAUAUAAACGAGGUUCAUAAUAAUUACCAAUCUCUCCAAUCGUCAGCCAUGCCUUUAACUAAUUUGUUCUUUGGUGGUACAUUAGCUUUAACAUUAUACAACAUGACUUAAAGAUUAAAUGAAUUUUCUCCAUCCCCUCCCCGCGUUCCCUCUCCUCUUAUUAUCUUUAAUCGGCGGCGUGACCUUCCAGGUUGAUCUGAAGAUAGAUGCAUGCUCUCCAUCCUCGGUUACCUCAUGAGUGUUACACAAUCAGAGGAAGGGGUCACGCACUUACACACAGAACAGUCAGCAAACAUGCAUUGGCAGGAGGGGUGGUUAAUGUGCUCACUCUUUUCAAAGCUAUACGGUGAAAUCAGAGCUUUUUCUGCACGCGAGCUCAACCUCGACUUUCCCUCUUUGUGAGGACUCAAGGAAAGGUUGCAACAAAUGUCUGAAUGUCCAAUUUUUUUUUCUAUUUUGAGUUAAGCUUUUGAUUGUAGUAAAUUGUGACUGUAACAGUUGAUAUGUUUCUCUCUUUUUCAGCAUGCCAUAGAUGCAGUCAGUGCAGGAGUGAGUCCUGUAGGAGUCACAUCAUACAAUUCCAGCUACUGGGACCUGGGCAGCGCCUUCUUCUUCGCUGGAACUGUCAUUACAACCAUAGGUAAAAAAAAAAAAAAAACAUAGGUCAUUAUUAGAAGAGUUUGGCUGCAAUAUUGAACAGUCCAAACGAACUCUAUGAAAAAUCAACCUCCAAAUUUUGCCCACGUUAAGAAAAAACACCAAGUUGCCACUUUUGCAGAUGUUUAAUAUAAAUUCAUCUCAGAUUGUUUCACAGACGAAUACAUGAAUCCACAAUGCUACAUGAGAUUGGAUUUGUCUUGCAAAUGAAGCGCUGUCAGUAAAGAUCACAACCAUGUAUAGGAUGGACUUAAACACAUCCUAGACCAUGACAAAGUUUCUCUAUUUGCUUUCUUUUUAACCAUUUUUUAUUGAAGACAAUUUUCAUGUUUUAAUUCAAAAGCUUUUGGAUCCUCGCUUCUUUGAUCAAAUGGGACUAUUUAUGAUAGAAAUGAGCCUCGGCUCCGACAUGAAAGAAGAUGCUCUGUUUUUAUGCUCUCUGAUUUAGCAGCAUGUUUCAUCUCUCUGUAGAUAAUAAGGCACAAUAUCCCUGACCUGCUGUUGAGCUGUAGUCCAGAAACUUAAAUGACCAUGACAUUUGCUGAGAUGCAGCAGAGUUUUACAUGACUUCACUAAGUUAACCGCCCUGAUGUAGAAAUCCGAAAACAAAAGGAAGAGCUUCAGAUAACGUGUUUCACAUUGAUUCUCCUCAAACGGGAUUGAUAUGGUUGUGUAAAGUUCUCAUGAUUAAACACGCCUUGGUGUGAUAUCAAGUCGAUCUCAUAAAAAUGAUGCUGCAAUAAGAGAAUGGGAGAUAACAACAAACAGGAUCACAUUUUGUGAAAUUGGAAUAAAUCCGGUUCUGUUUCCUUGCUUUCGUCAUUGUAUCUCCGUCACUUCAGAGCAAUAAUUAAUGCAAUUUUCUACAAGGGGAACCUAAUUGUUGUCUCUCGAGGAUUGUGCAGACCAACGGGCAAUAAAUAAGAACUCUAUUGAUUACAUAAUAUAAGAAAGUCAUUUCCCCAGCUCAUGUUUCUCUCAAUAUUUCUAACCCCUUAUGCACCAUUUCUGUCUCUCUUUGUUUUCCUACUUUCUGUCCUUUAUGACAUAGAUUUAUACUAACUUACCCCGCCUCCUUCCUCAUGGUGUCCUUGUUUCGACAGGUUAUGGAAACAUAGCUCCAAGCACGGAAGGCGGGAAAAUCUUUUGCAUCCUUUAUGCCAUAUUUGGCAUCCCCCUCUUUGGCUUCUUGUUGGCAGGGAUUGGAGACCAGCUGGGGACCAUCUUUGUGAAAAGCAUCUUAAGAGUUGAGAAGAUAUUCAGGGUGAGUUGUUAAAGUUUGCAAGUGUUUACGUGUUGAUGUCCUACUCUUGUUUCAACUUUUUGAUCUUUUUAAUGUCACAGUUGCCUCUCGGGUGCCUUGAUGAGUUUUUCUUAUCGAGUCGCAUUUCUUUUUUCGGGUUUUCUCAGCAAAAACACAGACAGAUCAGCCAGACGAAGAUCAGAGUGACAUCCACCAUCCUGUUCAUCCUGGCUGGGUGUAUCGUUUUCGUCACCAUCCCUGCCAUCAUCUUCAAACACAUUGAGGGCUGGACCACUCUGGAGUCCAUCUACUUUGUUGUCAUCACUCUCACCACAGUGGGAAUAGGAGACUACGUGGCAGGUAGAGCCUUUUUGGUUUACCAGGCAUGAUUUGCAUAACUGCUUUGUCAGACUUUUAUCAUUCAUUCUCCAAACUGCCUCCUUUUGAUGCCUUUCCAGGUGGAAACCGUGUGAUUGACUAUAUGAAGUGGUAUAAGCCUCUGGUGUGGUUCUGGAUCUUGGUGGGUUUGGCUUACUUUGCUGCAGUCCUGAGCAUGAUUGGAGACUGGCUUCGAGUACUGUCUAAAAAAACCAAAGAGGAGGUGAGGAUCAUUCAAUUACUCCGCUUAGUAUUGCAUUAGAGAGGUGGAAAUCAAAAGGUCGCUCAGUUGCCGUCUCUUGUGCGUAUUUUGUCUAUUGAUUCCCUUCAAAAUGUUCCUUCACCGAGUCCAGACAGAGAAGAGGAAGAUGUAUUCUGUCAAAUAAAAAUCAUGUUUAAGGCACUGGCAUAAAUCAGUAGACCGUAGCAUGAUGUCUUCUGAUUUGUGCGCAAAAGUUUGCUUCAGUAGCUUCCUCUAUUUGACCGGCAGAGUAAUCAGAAAUCUUUCUUUCCAAAAUAGUCCCAACAGUUGCAGACGGUGCAUUCAUUCAAUAGCUCAAGAAUCUGAAUAAAAACCACGUUAAACCUUUUUCUUUCGAAACUUGUUCCUAAUUCUUGUCUUUCUAUCUCAGGUUGGGGAAUUUAAAGCUCAUGCAGCCGAAUGGAAAGCAAACGUGAGAGCAGAGUUCCGUGAAACGCGACGGCGUCUUAGUGUCGAGAUCCAUGACAAGCUUCAACGGGCCGCCACUAUCCGCAGCAUGGAACGCCGCCAGCUUGGCCUGGAGCAGCGAGCCCAUUCCCUGGACAUGCUGUCUCCGGAGAAGCGGGCUUUGUUCGCCAGCCUGGAUGCUGGACGUUUCAAGACUUCCUCUCAAGAGAGCAUUGACACCAAGCUGAACAACCUAAGACUAAAGGGGGCCUGUGAGCCGUACGACCACCAGGGGGGCGAGCAUCAACCGCAGACGGCGUCUUCCUCGGAGGAGAAUCUCUUCAACCUGCGCUUUGGGUCCCUCACUAAACUGGCUAGACGUAACAAAAGCCGUGAGCUGCGGAGGAACAUCACUGAUGACAUGAGAAGAGCGAGUGUGUGCGUAAACAACGGCAGUGCCAUGCUGGGAGAGGAAAGGACUGAAGAAGAAGAUGAUGGGGAGCCAGAUGAGGAAAUUGGCGAGAGAAAAGAGGGUAACAUCAGUCUGACAAACCUGUCUCAGUAUGCGAAGGAUCGCACCAAACUAAAUGGCUUUAAUUCUGUGCAGGCCAAAGAGGGAGAAAAUGACUAAGUACUGAAAGUGAGAAAACUUGGAGACAUAAAGUGCAACAGAGUGAAAGAUACAGACGCAGAGAUGCAGAACAAGAGUGCAUGGUCCCUUGAAAUGUCAAGAAAUGUGCCUUUCUGUUUCCUAUGUGAGGACUGGAACUGCUCUCAGGAAAUUCAGUUAUUGUGCCAUAGCCAUGGGAGGAAAAUGUGCUGCCAAAAAAGAAUGAACUGAAAGACAGAGGAGGCUGUAGUGAAAAUACCUCAUACCAGUUGCUACUAUUCAUUUGACUAUAUUUAUACAGCGGCCUUUUUCCUCUGGGAUCAAGCUCUGGGUGCGAAGUUCAAAUGCUGUUUGAAUGUUGAACUACUUGGUCAUAUAUCUAUUUAAGGUACCUGACAGAUCAAUGUAUUCAUACCACUCGAUUGAUAAGCAACUACAAAGACAAGGUUGAAUCAAAUUAGAGGGAAUUUUGGCUAAAACAGCUAAUAAUAAGAUUAAUUUAACUUCUUGUUAAUAUUACCAUUAACUUGGUGGAUGAAACGUACCUCAUUGUUCGGUUACCAUUUUGGGCAAGUUUCUGAAAGUAAGUAGAGAGUUACAAUCAUGAUUUACUCAUAAAAAGUAACUGAAUUAUUAUAAAAGUAUUCAUUUCAGUGUUUCAUCUUUUUUGAUUCUGCAUACCCUGCGUGUCAUCUCAAUGGUAUCUCGCAAAUUAUUUCUCUGGAAGCAGUAGAUUCAACAGCAAAUGCCUGAAAAAAAAGACAAAAACAAAGGCUGGUAUCAGUCUGUUUGGUCCAAAAUAUGUGGAGCAGGCAGUAAUUUUAAUCAAGUCUUGGCUGUUUAGACGGUGUGCCUCCUCCUUGAGCUGACAUGAGCUGCACCUGGGCUUGCGCCAGUGUUUGCAGCACCACCCUAUCUGUUAACAAGAUCAGCUGAAGCGUGUUGUUUUGUAAGAUUAGAGUCACUACUUUUCCUGUUUGUUGGAAAAAAAAACUGUGGCAAUUGGUACCAAAUACGUUGUUUCACAUUGCAAUAUGGUGAAAUGUCUUUGUGGGUUUUUACUUUCAAACGUCUUUCCAGUCAAUAAUGGUUGUGCCAACAUUUGGGCUUCCACCCUGAGCCACUUGCCAGAGGACAGGGCUGCUGCGUGAAUAUAGCGAAAGGCUUUAGUUUUGAAGAGAGCUUUGUUGGCUUCCACGACUCCUCUGAAACACUUGGGCAACGGCUGCCUCUUAAUGUAAAAUCUUAUUUUUUAACGAUGGGGGCAGUACAUCCAGAGAGCCAACUCCGUGUCAUCCAUCUUCAGAAACAUUAUUGAUCUUCACUUUGUCAUCUCAUACUGUGGUGGCUAUUUUUAGCUCAUCGGCCUGGUACAAAAGGGACUUUUAAUGAAUGGAGGGCUGAGGCUGAGUUUCUAAUGGAUCAAUUGCGGUGCAAGCAUUUACCAAGCCGGCAUGUACAAUUAACCCUACAUGGUGUAUGACUUUGAAAAUGUAGCCUUAGGGUAUCUAGAUAUACUACACACUACAGUUAGAGCUUGUAAACAAACACUUUGAUUGUGCACGGUUAUUAAAACACAACCAUAGCAACUAAUGAAGAGAAAACUUACUUGAAGACUUGAUUUCCAACUCUAGUAAUGUUUCAUUUUGUGUUAGGGAGAGAAAAAAUCAAGGAUUUCUGAAAUAAUUGCCACCCUUUUUGUGCCCCCGACACACAUAUUUAGUCACCCCUGGCUCUGAGAUUGUCAGCUAAGUUCUGAACAUUUUAAAUAUGUUAUUCACUUUAUCACAAAUUUCACGAGACAAAUGCUUUUUUCAAACUACUGAAUGUGAUGCUGUUGAUUUUGUACUCACCAAGCAUGUUUCUAUCUUUGUUUACUCCUUUUUAUAUCAGUCGAGCUCUUAAGUUGAAUUUUCGAUUUGAACUGUAAAAUAUGAAGUACAUUGAUACAGUGUCAUGUUUCCUUUCUGACAUCUUUUCUGUUUUUUAUGUCAUUUUUUACUCUGAAACAAGUUUUAUUCCUUGAGUUGUACUCACUGAAAUGUCUGUUUUAAAGCUCCUGUGAAGAACUUUUAGCUUGUAUCAGUUUUGGCGCCCCCUGUGGACAAAGCAGUCUAGGCUUAUCAUGUCCUCUACAUGCGUCAGUCGUGUCCUAUGACAAAAAAUCUCAUCCUGAUGAAUAUUGACACUUGAAUAAAUAAUACAUUGUGAAUAUUUUAUGUGGAAAUGACUCACGCCAAUAUAAGGUAUCAAAAAUUGCACUAUAAAAAUCUUCAGUCUUAUUGCUGAUGGUCUUGCUUGCUCUUGUAUAUCAUAAAAAGGAUCAACAUGAGUCUUUGUGCACUUCAUGAAGGUCAAAAAGCUCCUCACAGGAGCUUUAAACCUCGUUCCAAUAAAGAAAGAGUCAAUAAUGGCGCUACAACACUGACUUUAUUAAAAUGAUCAAAUGUAUGAUUAGCAUGCAUUGCAUUUGUUUUUUUAUGCUAUACCACUCACAAACUUUAGUUGUUUCUAAUUUAAAGAGUAUGAUCUUUUACAUGACUUUGACCUCAACCUGUGAUUAGUUGAAUGAUUAUUUGUUAUGUACAGUUUGUUUUAUGGACGGAUCACAUUAAAUGUAGUGAGUGCCUUUUAUGAUGUAAUAAACAUGACAUGAGAAAUGUAAAAUGUGAUAA